[Torrubiella] hemipterigena is the source of this 1800-nucleotide messenger RNA. The record is from the annotation of a GenBank genome assembly. NCBI's taxonomy places the organism in Eukaryota, Fungi, Ascomycota, Sordariomycetes, Hypocreales, Clavicipitaceae.
GUCUAGAGCUAAGGGCCUAGAGAGUCAUGGGUGCUUUGGAUUGUGAGCAAGUCUGAGCAAGUUUUAGUAUGAUGCCCUGCCUGUCAAGUAUAAUAUCACAAUCCGCUCCGCUUCCAUCUCGAUUCGUAGUUGUUCGUUUUAAAAUUGAUCUCUUCCACCGAACAUCGAUCGCUCCAGAUAUUUUUCGCAAAAAAGAUGAAGUUUUCUUGUUUCAUGCCCUUCAUUGGGAUACCCGGCACCUUGGCUCUUCACGUUGGUCAAAUAAUUCGAACAUCCAGCGGACCAGUCCUCGGCCACACCGCGACUCAUGAAUCUAGUGUUUCUGCGUUUCUAGGCAUUCCGUAUGCACUGCCGCCUCUGGGAAAGAGAAGAUUUAUGCCACCAGAGAAAUACCAUGGGGACAAACUCAUCAAUGGAAGCCAUAUCGGAUUCGCUUGUCCGGCAACCACACCCUUUGCUGCGGGUGAUCAUGACUUCAGCAAGUACGACGAAGCCCUCGCCAAUCUGACUGCCCAAGGAUAUGCCACCCUUUCCGACCUAUUCCAGCUUCACGACACCUUCGACGAGGACUGCCUCACUCUGAACGUCUGGGCACCUACUGGUGGUGAAGAAAACAAGGCCGUCAUGAUUUACAUCUAUGGUGGUGGAUUCACCUAUGGAAGCACGCAGAGCACCUUUUAUGAUGGACAGCAUCUUGCAGCCGAACACGAUGUCAUUGUCGUUACCUUCAACUACCGAGUUGGCCUUCUAGGAUUCCACGGUGACCCAGAAUCGACAAAUCGCAACCCCGGAUUCCUCGACCAGCGGCUUGCGAUAGAGUGGGUGAGAGACAACAUCGAAGCAUUUGGUGGCGACUGCUCCCGACUCACACUGUUUGGUCAAUCGGCUGGUGCUGCUUCCGUGGACCACUAUGCAUACGCCUAUGCAUCCGAUCCUAUCGUGUCUGGGCUGAUUAUGGAAUCUGGUGCAGCCGGCUUUGGCAGAGCAUUGCCACCGAACAAUGCCGAAGCCUGGUACAAUGUCUCGAAUGCAGUUGGUUGCAGCCACACCGGAAGCGGUACAAACACCACUACCACACUGGAGUGUCUGCAGACAAAAGAUGUCAAGGAUCUGUAUGCUGCCAUUGGGCAAAACAGCUUCGGCCCAAGCGUGGAUGGUAUCACGGGCCUUGCCGACUAUCCGGGGCUUUCAAAGGCAGGCAAGUUUGCCAAGCUGCCGCUGUUGAUUGGCAAUAACGAUUUCGAGACUGGUGCAUACAUUCCCAUCUCAGCUCUCCACGGCUCUACGCAAUCCCAUGAGGCCUGGGUGGCCUUCGCCAAUUCGGAGUUUGCUUGUCCCGUCGGUGUCCGAGCCAAUGUCAGCGUUUCUCACGAGUUGCCGGUAUGGCGAUACCGCUGGUUUGGAAACUUCCCUAACACCAGGCUCUACACAAACCCGGAUAGCGGUGCCUGGCAUAGCUCCGAAAUACCCUUUAUUUGGAACACUCUUCCAGUUGGCCCAGGAAUUCCUGAAGAUACCAAAGAGGAGAUUUCUAUUCGAAAGUAUAUGUCAGGAGCAUGGGCAGCUUUCGCCAAAUCCCCAGAAGACGGUCUGAACGAUUACAGAGAUGGAUGGCCAGAGUUUACGCCGCUUGCACCAACACUGAUUAGAUUGGCUUACAAUAAUGUGACGGGAACGAAUGUCGCAUUCUCCGGCAUGUAUGACAACGUUUGUCUUUAGCAUAAUCACAUUGCAACUCUCAAAGCAACCUUAGAAUAGCAAUCAAAGUGAAUGCAAGAACUUUUGAAAGACAAAAAACAU